Messenger RNA from Trichosporon asahii var. asahii CBS 2479, 1707 nucleotides. RefSeq lists its product as uncharacterized. Gene Ontology annotation, molecular function: RNA binding. Bases 1 to 1707 code for a protein of 568 amino acids. The transcript has 5 exons. Lineage: Eukaryota; Fungi; Basidiomycota; Tremellomycetes; Trichosporonales; Trichosporonaceae. The record is from RefSeq and is a predicted model, not a curated record.
AUGGCAUCCUCGAAUGGCGUCAUGUCUGCACCUCAGCCUCCACGAAGUGCAGGCACGCACCACCCCCGCGUGAUUCUUGCCGGAUCAUCAGCUCGCAUUCUCUGUGUCGCGGACAUUCGCGGUGAUUACCACGAACUGAACCGCCUGAUCCGCGAGCAUGAGGCUACUGCCGUCAUCCACACGGGUGACUUUGGCUUCUUGAACGCCGACUCGUUGGAGCGUAUGGGUGACAACUCCUCGAUUCACUUCCCGCUUUCCCAGUUCCCGCAUCUCCUUUCCGGCGCGAUCACUUUCCCUGUCCCAGUCUUCACUGUGUGGGGUCUGAUCGAGGACGUCCGCAUCGUCGAGAAGUUCAGGACAGGAGAGUAUGAGGUCAACAAUCUGACUGUGAUCGAUGAGGCGUCGUCUGCCUUGAUCGAGGCGUCCGGAAUCAAGCUCAGGCUCUUCGGACUGGGAGGAGCGGUCGCGAUGCACAAGCUCUUCCGCUACCCUGCAUCGCUCAACGACUACGCCAUCUAUGGAGACUUUGACUCGUACCGCCAGAAGCUUGUCCUUGCGCGCGAUAACUUUGUUAGCGUGGGGGAUGCCGAACUGACUGGCAGUGAGCAGCAGCAUGCCCUCCUGAAGAAGGUUCUCGGUAUGGUCCAGAAGAUCCCCACGUCGGAGGACAACGCGUGGACCAACACAUGGCACUGGGUUCUGACCGAUGCCAUGUGUGGACAUUUGCUUCUGGAGAUCAACGACGGACGCGUGUCCGCGGAGACGCGUAGCAACGGUCUCAACUUUGCUCACCGUGCGAACCAGGCCCAGCAGCCCCCAACUGCACCGGUCGCCUCUGGUGCUGCUGCCCCUCUCGCCCAGUCUCGACCGGAGAAGCCCAUCGUAGGCGCCGCCGGUGCCAAGUCUGUCCCGCCCAAGCCGAUUGGCACGAACGCUGCGCCCUCCACGUCAGCGGCCAAGUCAUCCGGAGCCGGUCCUAAGAUGACCGGAUCUCCUACGCAGGCGGCUACCCGUGGACUGCGGCCGGUGAAGGACGCGAAGAGCGAGAAGGGCGAGCUCAAGCCGACGGACCGCUCGUCAUCUGCAGCUGGCAAGGCCAAGGCCUCACCCAGCAGCACGCCUGUUCCUCUGCCUAAGGAGAAGAAGGAGAAGACGAACGGCGAGAAGCCCGUCGACGGCGGCGAGGAGUCCGAGGGCAAGGCGACCCCGAAGCGCUUCUCGCUCUACCUGAAAGGGCUGCCGACUCCCACGUCCGAGGCUGAGGUCAAGGCGUUCAUGGGUCCGGCGGGUGAGAAGGCGAUCGGUAUUAAGCUCGUCUACGACCACAUGCGCCGCCAGAAGAACUUUGCCUACGUCGAUUACGCGAACGAGCAGGAGAUGCAGGAUGCGCUGAAGCUCGCUCCCGUUGGAGUAAGUUUCAAGCAUCGGGAGAUCGCUAACUCGUCUCAGCAGAACAUCCGUGACUCCCCUGUCACUGUCGAGUUAUCGAACCCGCCCGUGCGCGGACUGGCGGCGGAGCGCGGACGUGGGUCUCGCGCCGGCAGCCGCCGAGCCGGCCGCGGAGGCAGCGCCGGGUCGAAGGAGGCGUUCAAGGAGGGCAAGGACGGCGGCAAGUCAGAAACCCCCAAGCCCGAGGGCGGCAAGGAGGCGAGCGGAGCUGGAUCCGGAGCCGGCGCUGCAGCCGGCGGCAAGUCUGAAGACAAGUAG